Messenger RNA from Zasmidium cellare ATCC 36951, 255 nucleotides. RefSeq lists its product as uncharacterized. Lineage: Eukaryota; Fungi; Ascomycota; Dothideomycetes; Mycosphaerellales; Mycosphaerellaceae. The record is from RefSeq and is a predicted model, not a curated record. Bases 1 to 255 code for a protein of 84 amino acids. The transcript has 3 exons.
AUGCAGGACGCCUUCUCUCACGACAACUCCGACCCCGUCGAACGGCGAAGAUCUUACGGUCGAGGCGGCUUCGGGAACAUGUAUACCCCAUCCCAAUACAGAGACUUGUUCGUCGUCGCUCCAAAGACCGACGAGGAAGGUGCAUCCAGACGUCGAAGCUCAAUAUGGUCUCGACGAUCGACAAGCACGAGCAGCUCCGGAUCGUUCAUGGACAAGAUCCUACGACGCAGCUCGAAGGCGGAAGAAGCUCGAUGA